Messenger RNA from Exophiala dermatitidis NIH/UT8656, 1287 nucleotides. RefSeq lists its product as uncharacterized. Gene Ontology annotation, cellular component: endoplasmic reticulum membrane. The transcript has 2 exons. Gene Ontology annotation, biological process: lipid droplet organization; lipid storage. NCBI's taxonomy places the organism in Eukaryota, Fungi, Ascomycota, Eurotiomycetes, Chaetothyriales, Herpotrichiellaceae. The coding region runs from base 1 to 1287 and encodes 428 amino acids. The record is from RefSeq and is a predicted model, not a curated record.
AUGGCUGUUCUUCCAUACUCUGGCGACGACGACAAGUCUGAUUCUCUCGUCCAGCGGGCUGUGAAUGUGGUGGUUGCACCCCUUCGACUGCUCACCUCACGCACCGCGGUGAAGGCCUACCUCAGUACCAUUCUAUUCCUGACCACGUCCACCCUCCUCAUCACUGUGUCCUCCGCCGCAUAUGCGCUCUUCUACUACAGAUACAUUCCUCAAAUCAAUCUGGAGCGAACCCUCUACUUGCAAUAUGGAAGCGGUGCACAUCCUUACGCAACCACGGCUCUGGACACAUCGGCACUGGUGUCGCAGCAAGCUUACGACGUGGAGCUAGUCCUCCAUAUGCCUCGGACGCCCAACAAUAUAGAAGCUGGGAAUUUCAUGUUGGAUCUGGCGUUGCUGGGACCUGGGAUCGACCCGAAGACCCUUCCGGAAACCAUCACAUCCUGGCUUGCCAACAUUACUUCGGACAAUGUGCUAUACCGCUCACGCCGGCCCGCAAUCCUUCCAUAUUCGUCGCCUAUACUAUCACUCAGUCACACGUUUUUGCACCUUCCAUGGCAUUUGUUGAACCUACGCGAUCUCGACUCCGCUCGACUGGUCGUGCCCAUGUUCGACAUGUUAUCUUUCCCGCGUGGAUCGCGUUACAUCCCGACCCAUGCGAGAUUGGAGCUUCAAGCAAGCACCGUCCUGCAAGUGUACGAAGUGAAACUUGUGUUCCGUGCCAGGUUCCAAGGACUACGGUAUUUGAUCUAUAAUUACCGCAUCACCGCCUUCCUCCUCUUCUCCGCUGCAUUUUACACCGUCAGUGUGGCCACCAUGGCUUUGGUCUGGGCAGUCAUAUCGGCCUUGAUCUCUUCAAGCUCCGAACCCAGCGAGAGGAAAGCCCUCAAGCAGGAAAGUGAUGACGCAGAUGGCCGUGCUAAAGCAGAACCGGAGUAUGGCCGGCCUGUCAAGAUUAAGAGAGAAGACGAGGCAGGGUCGCCAACCGGUGGCUUGUCCCUGUCGAAUGUGCAGUCUUCCCCUGUAGACGGAGAGCAAUAUUCAAACCUUCCUGGGCGGAGUUCUGCCGUGGAGCCAGGAGAAGAAGAUGUCGACGACUACACUUUGACACAGCCCAUCGGCCCAGGAGAGGCUGCGGACGACGAAGACGAGCUGGAAGAAGCCGAAGAGUUCCGUGGGAGAUCAUUCGAGGGGGAUUCCGGCAUCGGAACGAGUAUGGAAAGUGAACAUACUGCGUCAGGGCUUUUCAGAAGACGAAGCUCAAGAGCACUUGGCCACACAUCAAUCUAG